This is a messenger RNA of Toxorhynchites rutilus septentrionalis, 2622 nucleotides long. RefSeq lists its product as uncharacterized. The record is from RefSeq and is a predicted model, not a curated record. NCBI's taxonomy places the organism in Eukaryota, Metazoa, Arthropoda, Insecta, Diptera, Culicidae. Bases 128 to 1315 code for a protein of 395 amino acids. The transcript is spliced from 17 exons.
UUGCAUCCAGAAAUCUUUAGAUGAUAUCGCACAAAAUUCAGCCAUUCGAAAUGACGUUCCUUCACAACAAACAGGCUCAAAACAAAAGAAUUCUGAUACUGGAAAUACGUUGUCUAGCAAUGAAAGCAUGUCUGUUGUCGAUGAAUUGAAAGGUGAUUGCAUCCAGAAAUCUUUAGAUGAUAUCGCACAAAAUUCAGCCAUUCGAAAUGACGUUCCUUCACAACAAACAUGCUCAAAACAAAAGAAUUCUGAUACUGGAAAUACGUUGUCUAGCAAUGAAAGCAUUUCUGUUGUCGAUGAAUUGAAAGGUGAUUGCAUCCAGAAAUCUUUAGAUGAUAUCGCACAAAAUUCAGCCAUUCGAAAUGACGUUCCUUCACAACAAACAGGCUCAAAACAAAAGAAUUCUGAUACUGGAAAUACGUUGUCUAGCAAUGAAAGCAUGUCUGUUGUCGAUGAAUUGAAAGGUGAUUGCAUCCAGAAAUCUUUAGAUGAUAUCGCACAAAAUUCAGCCAUUCGAAAUGACGUUCCUUCACAACAAACAUGCUCAAAACAAAAGAAUUCUGAUACUGGAAAUACGUUGUCUAGCAAUGAAAGCAUUUCUGUUGUCGAUGAAUUGAAAGGUGAUUGCAUCCAGAAAUCUUUAGACGAUAUCUCACAAAAUUCAGCCAUUCGAAAUGACGUUCCUUCACAACAAACAGGCUUAAAACAAAAGAAUUCUGAUACUGGAAAUACGUUGUCUAGCAAUGAAAGCACGUCUGUUGUCGAUGAAUUGAAAGGUGAUUGCAUCCAGAAAUCUUUAGACGAUAUCUCACAAAAUUCAGCCAUUCGAAAUGACGUUCCUUCACAACAAACAGGCUCAAAACAAAAGAAUUCUGAUACUGGAAAUACGUUGUCUAGCAAUGAAAGCACGUCUGUUGUCGAUGAAUUGAAAGGUGAUUGCAUCCAGAAAUCUUUAGACGAUAUCUCACAAAAUUCAGCCAUUCGAAAUGACGUUCCUUCACAACAAACAGGCUCAAAACAAAAGAAUUCUGAUACUGGAAAUACGUUGUCUAGCAAUGAAAGCACGUCUGUUGUCGAUGAAUUGAAAGGUGAUUGCAUCCAGAAAUCUUUAGACGAUAUCUCACAAAAUUCAGCCAUUCGAAAUGACGUUCCUUCACAACAAACAGGCUCAAAACAAAAGAAUUCUGAUACUGGAAAUACGUUGUCUAGCAAUGAAAGCACGUCUGUUGUCGAUGAAUUGAAAGGUGAUUGCAUCCAGAAAUCUUUAGACGAUAUCUCACAUAUAUCAUAUAUCAUAUUCAGCCAUUCGAAAUGACGUUCCUUCACAACAAACAGGCUCAAAACAAAAGAAUUCUGAUACUGGAAAUACGUUGUCUAGCAAUGAAAGCACGUCUGUUGUCGAUGAAUUGAAAGGUGAUUGCAUCCAGAAAUCUUUAGACGAUAUCUCACAAAAUUCAGCCAUUCGAAAUGACGUUCCUUCACAACAAACAGGCUCAAAACAAAAGAAUUCUGAUACUGGAAAUACGUUGUCUAGCAAUGAAAGCACGUCUGUUGUCGAUGAAUUGAAAGGUGAUUGCAUCCAGAAAUCUUUAGACGAUAUCUCACAAAAUUCAGCCAUUCGAAAUGACGUUCCUUCACAACAAACAGGCUCAAAACAAAAGAAUUCUGAUACUGGAAAUACGUUGUCUAGCAAUGAAAGCACGUCUGUUGUCGAUGAAUUGAAAGGUGAUUGCAUCCAGAAAUCUUUAGACGAUAUCUCACAAAAUUCAGCCAUUCGAAAUGACGUUCCUUCACAACAAACAGGCUCAAAACAAAAGAAUUCUGAUACUGGAAAUACGUUGUCUAGCAAUGAAAGCACGUCUGUUGUCGAUGAAUUGAAAGGUGAUUGCAUCCAGAAAUCUUUAGACGAUAUCUCACAAAAUUCAGCCAUUCGAAAUGACGUUCCUUCACAACAAACAGGCUCAAAACAAAAGAAUUCUGAUACUGGAAAUACGUUGUCUAGCAAUGAAAGCACGUCUGUUGUCGAUGAAUUGAAAGGUGAUUGCAUCCAGAAAUCUUUAGACGAUAUCUCACAUAUAUCAUAUAUCAUAUUCAGCCAUUCGAAAUGACGUUCCUUCACAACAAACAGGCUCAAAACAAAAGAAUUCUGAUACUGGAAAUACGUUGUCUAGCAAUGAAAGCACGUCUGUUGUCGAUGAAUUGAAAGGUGAUUGCAUCCAGAAAUCUUUAGACGAUAUCUCACAAAAUUCAGCCAUUCGAAAUGACGUUCCUUCACAACAAACAGGCUCAAAACAAAAGAAUUCUGAUACUGGAAAUACGUUGUCUAGCAAUGAAAGCACGUCUGUUGUCGAUGAAUUGAAAGGUGAUUGCAUCCAGAAAUCUUUAGACGAUAUCUCACAAAAUUCAGCCAUUCGAAAUGACGUUCCUUCACAACAAACAGGCUCAAAACAAAAGAAUUCUGAUACUGGAAAUACGUUGUCUAGCAAUGAAAGCACGUCUGUUGUCGAUGAAUUGAAAGGUGAUUGCAUCCAGAAAUCUUUAGACGAUAUCUCACAAAAUUCAGCCAUUCGAAAUGACGUUCCAACAGGCUCAAAACAAAAGAAUUCUGAUACUGGAAAUACG